Thecamonas trahens ATCC 50062 is the source of this 1857-nucleotide messenger RNA. RefSeq lists its product as uncharacterized. The transcript has a single exon. The record is from RefSeq and is a predicted model, not a curated record. Gene Ontology annotation, biological process: cell division. Gene Ontology annotation, molecular function: protein binding. Bases 1 to 1857 code for a protein of 618 amino acids. NCBI's taxonomy places the organism in Eukaryota, Apusomonadida, Apusomonadidae.
AUGACCACGGCACAGCUUGUCCAGGUCCAGGCUCUACUCUCGGGUGGCGACCCGCACUCUGCAGCCGCGCUGGGCGCCUUGGUCGCCGCGUCGGCGUCGCGGACUCCGUUUGCAGCGCGGACAGCGGCGGUGGCGGCUGCCGCUGCCACCGCCGCCGCCUCUGCUCCGCCGCUGCCGCGGGUCUCGCCAUGGGCGGCGCUCUCGUCUGCACCCAGUGCUCCCGGAACUACCGCAGCCGCAUCGGCGUAUACUCGCGCGCUCUCACUUGCCGGCCCCGACGCCUCGCCCGAGCUGCUGUUCGACGCUGCUGCCGCCUUUGCUGCCGCCCGCCUCUGGCGCCGUGCCGCCGAGGCCCUGGCUCUCGUCCCGUUUGCCAGCCGCUCGCUGGCGGCGCACCUGCUCGCCGGAUCGCUCUCGCGCGUCCUUCACGACGCCGCCGCCGCCCGCGAUGCUUACACUGCUGCUCUCGACGCCAACGCCUACGCUCUCGACGCCAUCGACGCCCUCGCCGAGCUGGGCGUCCCGGCCACCGAGCUCAAGGCCCAUCUUGGCGACGCCCUCGCAGCCUCGCCGCCGCCGCGCGCCCCGGCUUCACGCCUCCGCCCACAGGGCAGCAACAACGAGGACGACGACGAUGACGAGCUCCAUUGGUCAGACUCGGACGAGGACCGCGAGCCGGCGCCCGGAUCGUGCGUCCCGCCCUCGUGGCUCGGCCUUUAUGCCGACGCUGCCGCCGCCUACUGGUCGCACGACUUUGACCGCGCCGCCGAGGCCUACGGCUCGCUGCUGAGCCUCUUCCCGGCGUGCGUCGCCUUUAAGCGCCGCCUUGCCGCUGCUCUCUGGAACGCCGGCGCCGGCCACGACGCCCUCGCCCACUUUGCCGCCUCGGUCGACGCCGCGCCGAGCGAGCCCGAGUCUGUCGACCUCUACGCUCUUGCUCUCUACGAAGCCAAAGACAAGGCCACCCUUGCUACGCUCGCUAAUCGCCUUCUUGAUGCCGCUGCCACCCCGUCCGGCCUCUGGCCUGCCGAUCCCGCCGGAGAGCUCGGCGAGCCGCGCCGCGCCGCCAAAGCUGGCGCACCCGCCAUUCUCGUCGGCCUCGCCGCCCCGCAGCACCUCGUUGCCGUCGCCGUCUUCUUUGCCGCCACUGACCGCAUUGCCACCGCGAAGAAGCUGCUCGAACGCGCGGCCGUCAUCGACCCGCACCACGCUACCACUCACAUCGCCCGCGGCCGCAUCGCCAUGUCCAACACCAAGUACUCGGCCCGUCCUUCCUUUGUUGCCGCAAAUUACGCCCGCGGCGGCUCAGACCCGACCAUCCCGCCUGCUAAGGGCGAGACACCGCGCUUCCCGCACCCGGGCGUUCUUGACGGCAUCGUCGCUGCAAACAUGGCCAUCUUUGAGUUCCGCGGCGCGCUCGCUGCCGCAAAAUGCGCUCUCUACCUCGCUCCAGAGUCGCCGCAGUCGCUCACUCUUGUCGCCACUGUCCUCGGCUCGCGGAAGGAGGGCCGGGCCAAGGCCGAGUCUCUUCUCCUCGCCGCCAUCGAGCGCGCCCCGCGCUAUCACCGCCCGCUCGAGCUCCUCGUUGACCUUUACGUCGUUGACGAGCGCUUCGACGACGCCAUCGCCCUCCUCCGCGACUCGUUGCAGGCCUCGGUCCACUCGGCCCAGCUCCUCCACACCCUCCUCGGCGAGGUCCUCACCGAGGCUGGCUCGCUCAAUGAGGCCCUCGUCCACUACCACCUCGCUGUCUCACUCGACCCGUCGUCUGAGCGCGCCUCGCUUGGCCUCGAGCGUCUGGAUGCCCUCAUCUCGGGCGACGACGGCGACGACGUCACCGCCAGCCCACCCGAGUAG